GCGUGCGUGCCCGCUUCCAAGAUGGCGGCGGCGGUGUCCGGCGUCCUGGGCCGGACGGGCUGGAGACUGCUGCAGCUGCGGUGCCUACCUGUGUCCUGCUGCCGACAACCUCUGGUGCCACGGGCCUUCCAUGCUUCUGUGGUGCUCAAGUACUCAGAAGAGCAGAAGCAGCAGCCUUCCUCCUCAUCUUCUCAGCAGCAUUCUGAGACACAGGGGGCAGGAAGACCUGAUUCAGGGUCUCCUCAUCCACCCCCCAGGUACACAGAGCAGAGCGGAGAGGAGGAGGAGGACUAUGAGAGUGAGGACCAGCUGCAGCACCGCAUCCUGACUGCUGCCCUGGAGUUCGUGCCCGACCAUGGAUGGACAGCAGAGGCCAUUGCCGAAGGAGCCAAGUCCCUGGGACUCUCCAGUGCAGCAGCCAGCAUGUUUGGGAAUGAUGGCAGCGAGCUGAUACUGCACUUUGUGACCCAGUGCAAUGCCCGGCUCACCCGAGUGCUAGAAGAGGAGCAGAAGCUGGUACAGCUGGGGCAGUCAGAGAAGAGGAAGACAGACCAGUUCCUGAGGGAUGCAGUGGAAACCAGACUGAGAAUGCUGAUCCCGUACAUUGAGCACUGGCCCCGGGCCCUCAGCAUCCUCCUGCUCCCUCACAACAUCCCGCCCAGCCUGAAUCUGCUCACCAGCAUGGUGGACGACAUGUGGCACUACGCGGGGGACCAGUCUACAGACUUUAACUGGUAUACUCGCCGUGCUGUGCUGGCUGGCAUCUACAACACGACAGAGCUGGUGAUGAUGCAGGACUCGUCCCCAGACUUCGAGGAUACUUGGCGCUUCCUGGAAAACCGGAUUAAUGAUGCCAUGAACAUGGGCCACACUGCCAAGCAGGUGAAGUCCACUGGAGAGGCACUGGUUCAAGGACUCAUGGGUGCAGCAGUGACGCUCAAGAACCUGACAGGUCUAAACCAGCGCCGGUGAAAGGAUGGAUGCCAGCCUGAGUUCCCGAAAGGAAAUAAGCGGCUAGAUUUAAAGAGCUUUGAUAAGUAAGUGCCAUCCAUGGAAGCAGAUGUUCAUGAGCACACACCGAAGGACUCCAGAGUCACUCCCACAGCCACUGGGAAACCUCAGGGCACCUGGGGCUGGGCCUUGUCCUACUGCCCAUCCGGCCAUGUGAAACCUGAAGGAUGCUCUGAUCCGAGCACUUGGGCCGCAGAAACAGCACCUCCCUCUGAUGGUCUCACCUUGGUCAUGUCUUAGACUUACAAGUAGUUGGUGGGGCAACAAGGCCACAGUCAAGGUCCAGUACCACCACAAGGUGGCAGCCCAUCCCCAGCAGAGCAUAGGCAUUGUCCUGAGAUGGAACACCUGCAGGUGCCCUGAGAAACCCGCUUCACCUGAGGUGGGUGCCUGCUGGGUGGAGAGUGAUGCAUUGUGGGAUUGUUAGUGUAUGUAAAAUGAAUAAGUCUGUAAAAAUAAUAAAUAUAUUUGAAGCA
Molecule: messenger RNA, 1487 nt
Organism: Perognathus longimembris pacificus (Pacific pocket mouse)
Lineage: Eukaryota; Metazoa; Chordata; Mammalia; Rodentia; Heteromyidae
Gene: Coq9
Product: coenzyme Q9
Exons: 9
Coding region: 22-972 (316 amino acids)
Biological process (GO): ubiquinone biosynthetic process
Cellular component (GO): mitochondrial inner membrane
Molecular function (GO): lipid binding
Source: RefSeq, a predicted model, not a curated record